AUGGUAGUUAACGAAAAGUUAAAUAAGGAAUUGGGUCUCAAUCGUAUUUCAGGUCCUCAUGUACUGAAACCGUUUGAUAAUUUUAUUUGUUCGCCACUAGGACUCGUGCCUAAGAAGCUACCCGGAGAAUUUAGAAUCAUACACGAUCUAUCCUUCCCAGAGGGUAAUUCCGUAAAUGAACACAUUUCGCGAGAAAAUGCGGUUGUGCAAUAUGAUUCUAUUGAAAAUGUAAUACAGCUAAUCAAGAAAUUUGGGAAAGGGGCACUGAUGGCUAAGCUAGACAUAGAAGAUGGGUUUAGAAACAUCCCAAUACACCCUUCAGACUAUCAUUUUUUAGGCUUUCUUUGGAACAAUCAAUAUUAUUUUGAUAAAUGUUUACCAAUGGGAGCCAGUUCAUCGUGUCAGUUGUUUGAGAGGUUAAGCACGGCUUUGCAAUGGAUUAUGUUAAAUAAAUACCAGGCCUCUGGUAUGUCUCAUCUUAUUGACGAUUUUUUCUUCAUUGGACCAGCUUUAUCUCAAAAAUGUCUCUCUGAUGUUAGAAACUUUGAAAAUUUAUGUUCGAGAGUAGGAGUCCCUCUUAAAGAAUCAAAAACCGUUUUACCAACAACUUGUUUGACCAUUUAUGGAAUUGAGGUAGAUUCGGUUCUCAUGCAAAGUAGACUUCCAGAAGACAAACUCACUAAUAUGAGACAAUUGUUGGCAAAGACAGUCCAUAGAAAAAAAAUUCAAUUAAGAGAAUUGCAGUCCUUGAUAGGUGUUCUCAAUUUUGCCUGUCAAGUAGUCACACCUGGUCGUGCAUUUUUGAGACGCUUAAUAGAUUUGACUCGUCGUGUGUCCAAACCAAAUCAUUACAUAAGAUUAACUGCUGAAGAACGUGCGGACAUUAAAGCAUGGCAGCUUUUUAUUGAUCAUUUUAAUGGCAAGUCUAUAUUUCAUCAGGAUGAGUGGUUUUCUUCACAGAAGUUACAUAUAUAUACAGAUGCAUCUGGUGCCUUGGGUUAUGCAGCUGUAUAUGGUUCAAAAUGGUUUGCUCAAUCUUGGCUAGAUAUUCAUACAGAUUAUCACAUUUCUGUUAAAGAGUUAUUUCCUAUCGUUCUAUUGGUAGAAAUUUGGGGGACUCAUUUUAGCAAUCAAAAAAUUCUCUUUUUCACUGAUAAUAUAGCAGUUGUUGAGGUCAUUAAUAAACAGUCAUGCAGAGACAAAAUAUUGAUGAAACUUGUACGUCGAUUAGUUGUUGCAGCAAUGAAAUAUAACAUACUAUUUAAAGCAAAACACAUUCCAGGGAAACACAAUAUACUUGCAGAUUACCUUUCCCGUUUUAAAUUCCAGGAAGCCAAGAAACUCUUUGCCCCUUGGUUGGACCUCAAGCCAACAGCAGUACCAGAACAUUUGAUUUACAUCUAA
Saccostrea cuccullata (small rock oyster) is the source of this 1404-nucleotide messenger RNA. RefSeq lists its product as uncharacterized. The record is from RefSeq and is a predicted model, not a curated record. The transcript has a single exon. The coding region runs from base 1 to 1404 and encodes 467 amino acids. NCBI's taxonomy places the organism in Eukaryota, Metazoa, Mollusca, Bivalvia, Ostreida, Ostreidae.